CACUCCCUCCCUCCUCACCCUCUUUUCUAUUUUGCCCCCCCAUCAAGAUUACUGAGCUUUGUAGAUCCGGAGGGCUCGUCUUGUUUACUACACCUCUUCAGAUGGGACUGUACAAAACCAUCUAAACUGGUCAGGACUGGUCAGACUGGUCGUCCUCCAGCUCUUUACCACUUCAACAUCUUGCUAAUCCUUCGUCGCAAUGUUAUUCAUUCUGCAGCAUCAUGUGCUGAGGAAGAGAUGAUGCCAUCAUCGCCGUGGUGACCGCACAGAGAGAAACAGGGCCUGAUCAUGGGAGACAGAAGGAGGUCACCAUGUGCAGAAAUCUUUCCAACUAUGCCCUCAUCUUCCUCUUCGUAGCCCUCUCUGGCCUCAUCUUCCUGCUGCGGAACAUCCACACUGUAGAGAACUGGAACUGUCACACUGUCUCCGCCCUCUACAAGCUCCAGAGCAGGAUCCAGUCCUCCUUCAUCCCGGUGAAUCUCCCCACCUUUCAUCACAACCGCACCUUCUGUGCCAACUUGGGCCAGAAACCGUCGCCCGAAGAUGAACUGGAGGAGCGCUACCUGCUGGGCUCUAUCGCCUGGCCCAGGCCUCCAGCUCGCUCUGCGCCGCCUGCCCUGCGACAGACGAGCGACCCCGUGCACAGCCUGUUCACCAUCCUUCCCACUAGGGAAGGGAGGGCGUGGCAUGUGGGAGACCAGCUGGAAGUCCUGGUCCAAAUGCACGACUUCCAGGGUCGGCCCAAGCACUACGGCGGGGAUUUCCUUUUGGCCAGGCUGCACACCCCGGAGCUGGGAGCAGGUGUAGCGGGUCAGGUGCUCGACCACAAGAAUGGAUUGUACUCCGCCCUGUUCCCGCUCCUCUGGUUGGGGUCUGCACAGGUGGAGAUAACGAUGGUGCAUUCGAGCGAGGCCGUGGCCGUGCUGAGGCGGCUGAGAGAAGAGCGGCCGGAUCGGGUUUUUUUUAAGAGCCUGUUCCGUCUGGGCUUCCUGUCCGAAACGACUCUGUGCAACAUCUGUCUGCCUCCAGACCAGCAGCCCCUGUGCAACUACACAGACCUGUACACAGGCGAGCCCUGGUACUGCUACAAGCCCAAGAUGCUCAGCUGUGACACCAGAAUCAACCACGCCAAAGGAGGCUAUCUGAAACACCUCAUCACCAACCGAGAGGCGCUGCUCUUCCAGAGUGGUGUAAACCUCAAAGUUGCCAUUCACGCUUCAGGAGCCGACAGGAUCAACGUGCUCCCUCGCAGGAAAGAUGAAGUGGGGGCUGAAAGCAGCAGUGUGAAACCAGAUCCUACUAAGUUUGCACCGUCUGGAUUUUAUUACGCGGACUCCUGGCGGCCUUUAGGUGGCACGUCAGUGCGCCGGUUCAACGACUCGUCUGCCAUCACUCAGUGUUUGAAGAACAAAGUGGUCAACAUGUACGGAGACUCGACAGCGAGGCAGUGGUUUGAGUACCUCACUGAAUUUGUUCCAGAAUUAAAGGAAUUCAACCUGCACAGUCCUAAAAACGUGGGGCCCUUCAUGGCGGUCGAGAGCACCAACAACAUCCUUCUGAAGUACCGCUGCCACGGCCCGCCCAUCCGCUUCUCCACCGUCACUGCCAGCGAGUUGCGGUACGUUUCCAACGAGCUGGACGGCCUCGCCGGCGGUCCCGACACCGUGGUGGUCCUCAGCAUUUGGUCCCACUUCAGCACAUUUCCCGUGGAGGUUUACAUCCGACGGCUGCGACACAUCAGGCGGGCGGUGUUGCGACUUCUGGACCGAGCGCCGGGCACGGUCGUCGUCAUCCGCUCGGCCAACCUCCAGGCUCUGGAUCAGGAGGUGAGCCUGUACAACAGCGACUGGUUCUCCCUGCAGCUGGACGACGUGCUCAGGGCCAUGUUCAGAGGACUCAACGUGCAGCUGGUGGACGCCUGGCAGAUGAGCGCGGCGCACCACCUUCCUCACGCCCUCCAUCCCCCUGAAGUCAUCGUCAAGAACAUGAUAGACGUGCUUCUGUCUCACAUUUGUCCCGAGGAAAAAAAAAGCCCACAGACAUAAAAGAUCAGUGAUGACAGUGGACCCUCUUCUUUAAAGGAAACUCAGACAUUUCUUAGUUAAAGGCUUUAUAUGUGAUUUUUAACACUUAAAUAUAGUAGAAAUCAAGUAUAUCCUCUGAAAAUAACUCUGUG
Messenger RNA from Labrus bergylta (ballan wrasse), 2176 nucleotides. It is a transcript of the gene nxpe3, whose product is annotated as neurexophilin and PC-esterase domain family, member 3. NCBI's taxonomy places the organism in Eukaryota, Metazoa, Chordata, Actinopteri, Labriformes, Labridae. The record is from RefSeq and is a predicted model, not a curated record.